AUGGCUCGAGAGGAGCUGAUAACGUCAGCGGUUACUUUCCUCCAGGAUCCCUCCGUCUCGUCUGCGCCUCUAGAGAAGAAAGUGGCAUUUCUGCAGUCCAAAAACCUAACACAGGAAGAGAUCGAUAUAGCUCUAACUAGAAGCGGUUCUUCUAGUCCACCCACACCUGCUUCGGAGCAACAGAGUCGUGCAGUUGUUCCGUCGCCAGCUCCAUACCGGGCUUCCCCAAACCAGGGCUAUGGGUAUGGACAAAGUGGUCAAUGGGGUUAUGCAGCCCCUCCGGAGCUCCCGAGGCGUGAUUGGAGAGACUGGUUUAUCAUGGCAACGGUAAUGGGCGGUGUUGGCUAUGGUCUCUACUUUGUUGCAAAGCGUUAUAUUUCACCUUUAAUCGCGCCUCCUACGUCACCCCAGCUUCAACAAGAUAAAGAAAAUGUAGACGAACAAUUUUCUCGUGCAUUUUCUUUACUAGACCAGCUUUCUGCGGACACUGCUGCUCUCAAAGCCGCCGAAGAAGCCCGAACGACACGACUUGAUACUGCGCUCCGUGAUGUUGAGGAAGUUGUUCAGGAACUCAAAGUUUCCUCACGGAGACGUGACGAUGAUACUAGGCGCAUUAGCGAAGAAGUAAGGAGUUUGAAAGAUGGGAUUCCAAAGGCUAUUGAAGGAGCCCGUGAAGGGAACGAGAAACGGCUGAGGGAGCUCAACUCGGAACUAAGGAGCCUGAAGGUUCUCCUGACAAACAGACUGGGCUCUAGUGCACCGACCCUUACACCUAAUAAUACCGCUACCACGAGUACUACCACCCGACCAGAGGUAAACGGAGCUGCUUCUGGGCCUCAACAAACCUCUUCUCCUGCUAUACCAAUCCCUGCAGCUGCCUCUAUACCAGCGUCAACUCCAGCCCCACGGGAGCGUUCCGGCAGCCCGUUUUCCCAGCUUGGAAAACCAGCAAGCAUUCCAGCUUGGCAGAUGGCUGCUGCUAACAAAGCUAAGAGCGCUGCAGCUUCUCCUUCAGUUGAAGACGCAAAGGAAGAGACUGAAAAGGCCGAAAGUAACCAGCAGUCUGCGUCUACCGCCAGUUAA
Nannizzia gypsea CBS 118893 is the source of this 1083-nucleotide messenger RNA. Its product is annotated as peroxisomal membrane protein PEX14. The transcript is spliced from 5 exons. Lineage: Eukaryota; Fungi; Ascomycota; Eurotiomycetes; Onygenales; Arthrodermataceae. Gene Ontology annotation, biological process: protein import into peroxisome matrix, docking. Gene Ontology annotation, molecular function: signaling receptor binding. The record is from RefSeq and is a predicted model, not a curated record. Gene Ontology annotation, cellular component: peroxisomal importomer complex; peroxisomal membrane. Bases 1 to 1083 code for a protein of 360 amino acids.